AUGUCAAUGGUUGUUGCGAACUGGAAGCAGUGUUUUAACUUCGAGGGGUUAACAGCUCGGAGAGAUCAUGCAGAAGUCACACUUGGUCAGUUGAUGUUAUUGGAAUUAGGUGAUUUACCUAAGUUAAUGCAUUAUGGAGGAUGGUUCCCAAAAACCUUCAAGGUUCAUAAGUGCAAGAUGAUUGAAGAAAUUAUUGACACGGAAGAAGAUCUUUUGAAGAUCAAGAUUUUAGACGAGAUUAAAACCUCAAUUGCUUUUGCUCUGGAAACUGUGAAUUUCAAUUUGCCUCCGCUGUCGCAGUCGCCACCGCUCUCGCCGAUAAAAGCUCAGGUUAUGAGUGGGUAUUCUCCGAUAUCGCGAUACAGUGAUCGCAUGUUGAGUGUUGAUUCUUGUGGGUUGAAUCGGUUGAGUCAAUUCAAUAAUGGGUCUUUGAGUUACAAAGAUGUGCUCACUGAGUUGAUGAGCUCGUUGGAGACUAUGAAUGUUAAUGAAGCUUCACAUGCAAGUGAUAAGAAUAGGAAACUGUCUUGGGUCGAUGUUAAUUUCAAUGGUGAUGAUCAGCAGCAGUUUAUUCUCUCUCCUUCAACCCCAAGUCCUUCUGGGUUUGCACAUUUUUUGGCUGGAGAUUGUUCAAGUAGGAGCUUUGUUGAUGAUAAGUUCAAUGAAAGUGGUUUGGCUGAUCCUGAUCUUGGGUGGGUCAAUGAUCUCUUGACCUAG
Molecule: messenger RNA, 717 nt
Organism: Ilex paraguariensis (yerba mate)
Lineage: Eukaryota; Viridiplantae; Streptophyta; Magnoliopsida; Aquifoliales; Aquifoliaceae
Source: the annotation of a GenBank genome assembly